Molecule: messenger RNA, 6740 nt
Organism: Platichthys flesus (European flounder)
Lineage: Eukaryota; Metazoa; Chordata; Actinopteri; Pleuronectiformes; Pleuronectidae
Product: caskin-2-like
Exons: 21
Coding region: 440-4879 (1479 amino acids)
Molecular function (GO): protein binding
Source: RefSeq, a predicted model, not a curated record
GCUUCCCGCAGUGACUCUGAUGUCAAUGUAUCCGUCGGCACCUGCACCGGCCACAACAGUGUAAAGGCAGGUCUGGCUGCUGCCUCCAGGUUGAAGGAGGCAGACUGUGAACAUACUCUCAGCCCUGCAGGCAACUGACCCUCCAGCGGUUCUACUAUAACUCCAAGACCACCUUCAUCCCAGAGAAUGGAUCCACACUCCAACAACUUGAGGAAGAAGACCUCCUGGGCCAGUUUGCCUCAUGCUCCCUCUCUCUAGCUGCUGCUGAGGCUCAGUAUUCACAACUCCACCUCAUGGCUGAGUUUCAGCAUCUGUCUGUGAACUCUCUGACAAACGUUUGAUGAACCCGUCCGCCUGAAAGAGCAUUCAAAAGUCAAACCAAAGUGACCCAGGCUGCCGACUGUGAGCAGUUAGUGCGUCUGCGGUUGAGACUGUAAUCAUGGGGAAAGAACAGGAUCUGCUGGUGGCAGUGAAGAGCGGGGAUCUCCUGCUGGCUCACAAGCUUCUCUCCAAAGUCAAGUGCAACAAAACCAAGUUGCUUGGCUCGACCAAGAGGCUGAACAUCAACUACCAGGACUCAGACGGCUUCUCCGCCCUGCACCAUGCCGCUCUGACGGGUACCACGGAGCUGCUGUCCCUGCUGCUGGAGGCCCAGGCCACGGUGGACAUCAAGGACAUCAACGGCAUGCGUCCCCUCCACUAUGCAGCAUGGCAGGGUAAAGCCGACUCUGUCUUAUUGUUGCUAAGAGCCAACGCUUCAGUCAACUCCUCUUCCCAUGAUGGACAGAUACCGUUACACCUCUCCGCUCAGUAUGGACAUUAUGAGGUGUCUGAGAUGUUGCUGCAGCAUCAGUCCAACCCCUGCAUGACAAAUAAGGCGAAGAAGACUCCUCUAGAUCUGGCCUGUGAGUUUGGGAGACUAAAGGUGACUCAGUUGCUGCUGAGCAGUAACAUGGUGACGGCGCUGCUAGAAGGGGACGGAGGGCUCAACAGCCUUGACUCUCCAACCACCACCCCCCUCCACCUGGCAUCCAGGAAUGGACACAAAGACAUCAUCAAGUUGCUGCUGAAAGCUGGUAUUGACAUCAACAGAUCCACCAAAGCGGGGACAUCGCUGCAUGAAGCUGCCCUCUACGGCAAAACUGAAGUUGUGCGUCUGCUGCUUGAUGCUGGCAUCAACGUGAACAUGCGCAACACCUACAACCAGACAGCUCUGGACAUCGUCAACCAGUUCACCACUUCCACAGCCAGUAGGGAAAUCAAACAGCUGCUCAGAGAGGCAUCAAGUUCUCUACAGGUCAGGGCGGUGAAGGAUUACUGGAACCUCCACGACCCCACAGCUCUUAACCUCCGGGCUGGAGAGCUCAUUAUGGUCGUGGAGCAGCACGCAGACGGCCGGUGGAAAGGUCACGUCCAUGACACGCAGCGGGGGACGGAUCGAGUGGGAUACUUCCCGCCCUCAGUGGUGGAGGUCCUCAGCAGACGAGCAGGGGGCACUCUCAUCCGUCAAGCAUCACUGCCUUGCCACCGGCAACACUUUGCAUCCAGAGCUCCGCCCUCAAGCCAUGGCUCCACCCCUCAGUCUGACGACUCAUUCACCCUUGGCCAUGAUCCAGCAGGUGUAUCACCUGGCAGUCCUGCUAGCCCCACUCAGGACAUUUGGGUCCUCAGGAGCUCCCCCACUGGUGACAGACACAGUGUCAGCAGUGCAGGCAGUGUGGGCAGCAGUCGCAGCGCCGGUAGUGGCCAGAGCUCGGAAAGCAGCCACAAACAGAACGGGACUCGCCACAACGCUGAAACUGGCAAGCUGACUCCCUCUGCUGGUGAAUCAGGAGACCACAUCCAUCUUGCAGGAGCAGAUCGCAGCAAACAGGCUGAUGGAUCGGCAGGUGGUUCCCGCCGGCAGGUCAAUGGCACUCCUCAGAAAGGCUUCGUACGACCAGAACACCUUCUGGAGGGCAAGGACUCUGAGGCCAUCUACCAGUGGUUGUGCGAGUUCCAGUUGGAGCACUACACAUCCAAUUUCAUCAGCUCAGGAUAUGAUGUGCCCACCAUCAGCAGGAUGACCCCGGAGGACCUGACAGCCAUCGGAGUCACCAAACCUGGCCACAGAAAGAAGAUCUCUACGGAGAUUGGAAAGCUCAGUAUCCCUGAGUGGCUGCCUGAUUACAUUCCUUCCGACCUGGGGGAGUGGCUGAGUGUUAUUGGACUUCCUCAGUACCAGAAGAGAUUGUGCGACAACGGCUAUGACUCCAUCACUAUUGUCAAAGACAUCACCUGGGAGGACCUGCAGGAAAUAGGCAUCACCAAACUAGGUCAUCAGAAGAAGCUCAUGUUGGCAGUGAAGAGACUUUUUGACCUUCAGCGCUCUCGUAACAAUGCUGACCGAACCGGAGGUGGCACUCUCAGACGGAAGCCCCCUGGAGCUCUGGAGCUGGUGGCUAUCGAACACCCUCCAAUGCACAACGUGCACGCUCAUGUACGCUCUGAUGUCCCGUCUGACACCUGCUGCUCCUCCCCUUGCACCCCCAGGGCCCUCCUCUCCUUCCAGGACAGCGAGCUGAGUGCUGAGCUGCAGAGUGCCAUGAUGGGCAGGGCGGGUGGAGGAGCCGCAGAAGCAUUCUGCAUCAGGGGUGUGAGCUCCGCAGCAGCCAUGACGGCCAUGUCUGUGAGUCAGGAGAGCAUUAGUAUGCGGUCACGUGGCUCAGGGAAUUCUGGAAAUUCUGGAAAUUCUGGGCAAUCUGGGCACUCGGAGCAUUCUGGGAAUUCUGGUACUUCUGGACAUUCUAACGAGCACCAUGCCAUGCCGUCAUCCGCCAGAACAGCCAGUCGGUCUGAGGAGAGUCUGGAGAGUGGAGGAGGCGAGGAAGCAAAGCGAGGAGGAAGUAGUCCUGGAAACAGAGGUAGACAGCGACCCACCGAGAUGUGGGAUCACCAGAGUCGGUCUGCGACUCCCAACAAACUCCCCUUCUCACCUCUCACACCUCCUCUAACCCCUAGCAAAAUGCCUCGCUUUGCCUACCCAGCUGUUCCACCGAAGGCCAAACAUGUCCAGUCUAACCGCCUCUAUCAGCCCCAGCACCAGCCGUCCUCCUCACCAUCCUCUCCAUCUCCACAGCCAUCCCCCACACAGAAAGCCUUCAGUUACCUGCAGGCUCUGGCAGGAAGCGUCGGCGCGGCUCCACAGGGCCUCUCAAAGCCUCUGGCAGGGGCCAUCCCCGUGCUGGGGCCCCGGUCUGGACAGGUCCAAACUGAUGGCGCCCAGAGGGGCACGCACAAGAAACGCGCCCAAAGCCUAACACGCUACGCCCUGUCCGAUGGCGAGCCAGAUGACGACGACGACCUUGCUCCAUCUAGCUCAACUGCUUCCUCUGUAGCCAUGCCUUCCUACGCCACGUUGUCCCGCAGGCCAGGACGUGGUCACACCAGCACUACGGGGGCCCAACGGCAGAUCAACCGCAGCCAUUCUUUCGCUGUGCGCUCCCGACGCAAAGGGCCGCCCCCGCCUCCACCGAAGAGGAUGAGCUCAGUAAGCGGCAGCCCACCAUGCCAACCAGGAAACUGGAAAGCGGUGGAGCCAGAGGGGAUGGGAAGCGUGGAGAUUGAGAGCGUUGGCAGUGUGAGGAGCAUCGCAGCCAGGCUAGAAGGAAGCGGCAGCACCAGUCCAUCGAGGAGGAUAGACAUUCCACCGACCCACAUCCCCGUCACCCCUGUUUUCAGCCCUGUUUACUCUCCGAUUCAUUCUCACAUCAUCCUACAGCACACAAAACCUGUCCCCGCCUUGGGCCUAAGUGGCUUAAGGAGGACAGGAAGUGAGAGGGCAGAAGGAGACGCUGACAGACAAAGAAGCAGAACUACAGAGGGAACACCUGAAGAGAAAGAGAGAGACAGAAAAAGAGAUAGAAUAUCAAAGAGUGCUAAUGCAUCUCCAAAGCGCAGCUCAGGUGACCACCUGCCUUUCGCUGAGGAGGGUAACCUGACCAUCAAACAGCGGCCCAGGAUAGCACUUGUCCCCCAGGCAGACGUUGAUCUCAAGACUCCUCCUGAGGAUCCGCUCCAGAGCCCAAACGGCCUGGAGGUCCCCGAGUUCAACCUGAAGGAGUCUGACACAGUGAAAAGACGGCACAAGCUCAAAGACAAAGACGCAUCCACGCCAGAGGAGGCUUCCACUCCCAACAGAGGGGACCUGAGGACGCUGAGCGAUGAAGAACCUCUGAGAAGCAUUUUUCAGAGAGUUGGCUCCAUUGGAAAAGGCCCUAAGCCGCCAGUGUUUUCUAAACCAUCCAGUCCUUUGAAACAAGCCUCUAACAGCAGACCAACCACCCCACUGACACCAGCCUCUCCACAAACAGCCAUUCCUAAACUAACCAGCAUACAAAUUCAUACUGUCUCACCGAAGCUGGGUGGCAGCAUACACACACACACCUGUAUACCCAGUCCUAAAGCUGGGAAACCUCCUCAGAUGAUGGGGUCCAAGCCUGAGAGUCCACAGAAAGCUGCCGGUGUGUGUGCAUCUCCUCUAAGACUCCCUCAGCACAGCACGGCCUCGCCAUCAACAGCGAACUUCAGUAUGGGCCAUAGUGCCGGGUUCGUCGCCUCAUCCUCCCCCUCGUACUCGGCCUCGGCACUACCGGGCCUGAUCGGGAGAGCAGGAGCGGCUCAGCCCGGCGUGGCCGGUCUGGAGUUUCUGGCUCAGAAGAGGCUGGAGCAGACCAGCACGUCACUGGAGGCUGCUCUCAAAGUGGUGGAAAACAAACUGGCACAGGGGAGCAGUGUGGACAGCGGCAGCGGCACCGCGAAGGCAGCAGGAAACAUCCUGGACGACAUCAGCAACAUGUUUGACGACCUGGCCGAUCAGCUGGACGCCAUGUUGGAGUGACCCCCCGGCCUCUUUCUUCAAAGGGAGAAAACAGAGGAGAAGCACAGAGAUAGAGGAGCUCAGAGCCGCUGCAGGACUCCACAGCAUCACCCCCCCCCCCCCCCCUUUUUUUUUUUUCUCAACGCAAGCACUUCGCCCGAGGACACACACCUGGGAAUGUUACUGGAGCGAUAACCGACAGUGGCUGCAGCAUCAGCCUCCGGACAUGUGUGUAUGUUCAGUACAUUAACACUAAAAGGGAAAGAGGGUCCAUUUUAUUCACGUCACCUGUAAAUAUAUAGAUAAAUCUAUGGUGGCACUGUGUAUGUGUGUAGUCAGAUAUCUUUAUAUUGAAUAUAUUUAUACUUCUAUAUGUUUGUUUUUUAACAAAUGGCGUUCCUAUUGACUGACUUAGUGUUUAAAGCACUGGUGUGUAUUAGAAUUGUUAUAUACACUGGGUUCCAAAAGUUUCAGACCACUUUUCCAUUAUUGCUUAUUGUCAAUAAAUGGGAAAAUGUCUUUCUUGCGGUAAAAAGCAAUGUAUUCCAUUUAUGUGUAUGUAGCAGAUACGUUUUUACCAAAGUCUGGGAUCCUCUGCUAGUGGCACAUUAAGACGUUUCUUUGUGAGGAAACUUCUUUAAAAGUUCUGCUUCUCCGAGUGGUGAUUUAGGGUCUGUGGAGCUCCGCCAACCUCCCCUCAGCUCGCCUCAGGGUGCUGCGGAGAGAACUUACUGUAAAUGUGCUGUUUCCAAAGAACGGGAGAUGCUCUCCAACGCUUUCAGGGAAGGUCAACAUCCUGAACGAACACGUUCACUAUUCAAACAUGACUCAUGCACUGUGAGAGGAGGAGUGUCUAAAGAGGAGCUGAGUGUGCAGUGUGUCACGUACCACCAGAAUAUGUAAAGUCCAUUUUUAUAUUUAAAAAAAACUAUUGUAAACAGAUGAAUUUAAAUUGCAUUAAAAUGAGACACUAUCAAACUUAACAGUAAAUAUUGAUGAAAUUAUAUUUUUAUUUCCCUAGUCUUUAUUUAAAAUGGAGUAACAAAAUGUAUAUUAUAUAAUGUAAUGUAACUUUGUGUUUUAUCAUUUUGCUCAUGUGUCUGCCAAACUUAUUCCAGUGUCACUAUGCAUUAGUUUCUUGCUUUAACAUUUACAGUUUUUAUGUUAACUUAAACUUUAAACAAGAGUGUGUCUCUUUAAUAACAUCAAGAUACUUUUGAGCGAGCCCAUGCUCCUCUAACCAAUCAUAGAAGGCUCAUCGUAGGGAUGAGGAUGGGGUAACAUAUACACAAUCGCAUCUUUAUCUUUGAAGACGCAAUUGUAUCGAAGAUGCUCCUACAAAAUAAAAGUCCCCUUUUGAAUAUAAGCAAUGGCUACACGUAGACAUGUGAAGGUUAAAGCAGGAAACUUAAGAGUCUUAGAAUGAAUUAAAACGUCAAUUAGACACAGAAUAGAGGUGGAUUCUUCAGGUUUAAUUCGGCCACGUUUAUCCCAGAGAGUUGAUCUCUGCUUCCAUGUGGUUUCCUUUGCUUGCAUCCAUCGGUCCAUCUCCACUUCCUCACGCUGACAGAGAAUCCACUGCUUCUCCGUGAACCCUCCUUUAUUCCUUCAUCUCUUUGCACUCCCUGAUUUACUUUCUUGUUUUAUAACUGCUCUCAUAAACCUCUCCCCAACGUUUACCGUGAGAACAUGUAGCUGAACUGUAACAUUAUCAGGGAGUCGGAAUGUUUUCAAGCAUUUUGACACCAAGACAUUGAAGUCUUAGCACUAUCUGUUCCUCUGUUCAGUUUUAAAGGAUGCCUGUUACUUUAACUGUUAAUAGUAUUGAUAAAUAACACUGUAUCAUCCUGGAAGCCAUUAAAAAAGAGAAUUUGUAAUGGAA